Messenger RNA from Mesocricetus auratus (golden hamster), 1376 nucleotides. It is a transcript of the gene Yeats4, whose product is annotated as YEATS domain containing 4. The record is from RefSeq and is a predicted model, not a curated record. The transcript has 7 exons. The coding region runs from base 173 to 856 and encodes 227 amino acids. NCBI's taxonomy places the organism in Eukaryota, Metazoa, Chordata, Mammalia, Rodentia, Cricetidae. Gene Ontology annotation, biological process: regulation of DNA-templated transcription.
UCCCACCUCGGGGCUGAAUGGCUGUCCCCGACGCCGCGGGUGUGGAGGAGGUGGCUGUUCAGCGCCGCGAGCCCAGGUGACUCGCCCUCCUCCUGCCUGAGCCCCUCGGCCUGGGCGGCCCCUCCGGCCUGAGCUCUUUCCCUGGCGGCCGCGGCUCCUUCCCUGGGACAAUAUGUUCAAGAGAAUGGCGGAAUUUGGGCCUGACUCCGGCGGGAGAGUGAAGGGGGUUACCAUCGUUAAGCCAAUAGUUUAUGGUAAUGUUGCCCGAUAUUUUGGGAAGAAAAGGGAAGAAGAUGGACAUACCCACCAGUGGACAGUAUAUGUAAAACCAUACAGAAAUGAGGAUAUGUCAGCAUAUGUGAAGAAAAUCCAGUUUAAAUUGCAUGAAAGCUAUGGCAACCCUUUAAGAGUCGUUACUAAGCCGCCCUAUGAAAUUACUGAAACAGGAUGGGGUGAAUUUGAAAUAAUCAUCAAAAUAUUUUUCAUUGACCCUAAUGAAAGACCGGUGACUCUGUAUCACUUACUGAAGCUGUUCCAGUCUGACACCAAUGCAAUGCUGGGGAAAAAGACAGUGGUUUCCGAGUUCUAUGAUGAAAUGAUAUUUCAAGACCCAACAGCAAUGAUGCAACAACUGUUAACAACAUCUCGUCAGCUAACCUUAGGAGCCUAUAAACACGAAACAGAAUUUGCAGAACUUGAAGUGAAAACCAGAGAAAAAUUAGAAGCUGCCAAGAAAAAAACAAGCUUUGAAAUUGCUGAGCUCAAGGAAAGAUUAAAAGCAAGUCGUGAAACUAUAAAUUGUUUAAAAAAUGAAAUCAGAAAGCUUGAAGAAGAUGAUCAGACAAAAGACAUAUAAGCACUGGCAAUAAGCCAAACUGAAAGUAGGAGGCCCUACAGAGAUCGGACUUGGUGCAGAUGCUGUGUGUGAUGUUUCUUGGAGGAGCUGUGUGUGAGUUUGCCAGCCACGAUUUCUCAUCUGUGAGGUCCAAGUAGUCACACAGCUCGAGCCGUGGGAAAUCCAUCUGUGUUAAGAGUCGAUGCCAUGUGGCAUUCAUGAUGUCAAGCACAACUUUCAAAGUGUUUGUUUUUUAAAUUGGACUAUGUGUAGUUUAUUUUCCUUUAGUCAGGCAUCAAAAUUUUGUUAUACUUGUACAGAUUUAUAGUGUGUAAAUUAGUACUAGGUAGAUUGGUAUAUGUAUCUAAAUUUUCAAGUUCUUACCUGUCCCAUGCUCCCUCUUUUGUUUAUGAUGUCUCGUAAGUAUUCAGUAAAUGAAGUCUACUGCUCUUAUGUCUGUCUCCUGUGACUUCUCCAGUCACUUUCCCACCGUGUAAUUUUAACCAAAUAUAUAAAUGUUUUUGUUUUGUUUGAAAUUUCA